This is a messenger RNA of Dicentrarchus labrax (European seabass), 3143 nucleotides long. RefSeq names its product mitochondrial antiviral signaling protein (gene mavs). The record is from RefSeq and is a predicted model, not a curated record. The transcript has 5 exons. NCBI's taxonomy places the organism in Eukaryota, Metazoa, Chordata, Actinopteri, Moronidae. The coding region runs from base 84 to 1844 and encodes 586 amino acids.
GUGAGAGAGAAACACCCGAGACGGAGGCACGAAGAGCUGAAAACAGGAAAGGUGAGCACAAGAUUAGACUUGUAUGAUAUAAUAUGUCGUAUGCCAGUGACAAACUGUACAAAGGAUACUUGCGGCGGAAUAUGCCGGCCAUUGUGUCCCAGGUGAAAGUGAGAGAAAUAGUGACCCAUCUGCCCUGCCUGACUGAUCACGACAGGGAAACCAUUGAGGCAAAAAGAGAGACUUGUGGGAACUAUGACAGCAUGGUGCUUCUUCUGGACUGUCUGAAGAGAAGAGAAAGCUGGCCGGAGCAAUUCAUCAAAGCACUCGAGGAGCUCGAGUUUAAAACUAUGGCAUCGGAGAUUAGAGCAGAAUACAACGCUCUGAAAGGCACCAACAAUUCCAACCCCAGCUCCCCUCUGACAACAGUCAUAAGGGCACACGUCCACCCGGCACCAUCUGCCAGUCAACUGUCCAUCCCGGAGAGUGGUGGAAACAGUCAGGUUGCUGUUGCUCCGCCAGCUGAAGCAUCAGCUUCCCCAGAGCCAGCUGCCCAGCCUUCACCUCCCGUGGAAAUCCCUGUGCAGCCACAAGCCCCCCCAGCAGCUCAAGUUCCUGAGGCUGUCGCCCCACCCGAGCUUGUCGCCGAGCCUCCGCAGUCAGCUCAAAUUGAAGCGGCACCUGCUCCGUCCACACCUCCUCCUUCGCCUGAAACCCCACGCACUCCGCCGACUGCAACCCCGCCGCCUCAGAGGGAGAUUCAGUCUCACCAGGAGCCGGUGGAAAACUCUGAAUCAGACAUCCAGGAUAUCUUUGGGGAGAAUGGCGCGAUCCCUGAUCAGGUGAUAGCAGGAGAUGGCGAGGUGUCGAUCAGCUCUGUGGACACUCCUCCACCUCCCCGUACUGUUGAGCCGUGUGAAACAGACACUCCGUCCCACCCAGAUCCUCUCCAAACAACCACCACCACAGAGGCUGGCCCACCACGAAGUCCCUCUCCGACUCAGAUGGACUCAGACGUGACCGAUGGAUCCGAUUUCCCCACGAUGACCCCAGAGAAGCCUCCAGUCCAGGACACCACCCCUCCUGUGGACAUCAAACCUGCUACUCCUGAAGAGACUUCUGAACCCCCCGUAACUCAGGUUCUUGAAAGCAGCCCGCAGACGGAAACUGCGGCUACAACCUCCCCGAUUCUUCCUGCUGCUGAGAUGGACGCCUCUCUCCUUGAUGACAGCCAUGUCUGUCUGAGCAAACCUGGCGUUCUCAUCAGCAUCCAGCCACAAAAUGACAGCAGCUCUACUAUCCCUGCACCCAGCUCCCCGGUGGCGCCCUACUCGGGUAACAGCGACCGUUUGGAAAUGAGCGAAGAUGCUGUGACCUCUACCCACGUCCCUGCGUGCUCUGCUGUCAUCUCCGAAGCCGUGAUUACAGACACUGCACUGCCAUGCCAGGAGAACGGCAUCGCCCUUAACCAUAACGAACCGGAGGAAAACCACUACGAGUCUCCGUGUCCGAGUUUGGAUAUGCAGGAGGUUCGGGUGAACGUGGUGCAAAUAUCCGAGGAGCCGUCUAUCCUCAACCUAGAGGGCCAAAACUCAGGCGCACAAGCUCAAAGCAUCAACGGUGAAGCUGCCAAAGAGAUCACCUCUGCACCGCCACUAUCCACAGACGGUGCUGAUACUGUAUCAAGUGUAAACACCCCCUCCAGUGAGAACUGUCACCCCUCCGAGCCUGCACCAGCUGAUAUUACAGAGGAGAAGACUCCCUCUCGCGUCCUGCCAGCUAAUACAAAGUACAUUCUGACCGCUGCAGGAGUGGGCGCCUGUGCACUGCUGAUGGCGUGGAAGUUUAAGAAUUAAAGGGGAUUUAAUACCUUUAAAGGAAGAGAAGAUUAGGCUUUAAAGCUUUGGAAAGAGGAUCUUAAGGGUAUGGUGCCUUAUUGUAGUGACUGGCCUGGGAUGGCGUGAGGCAGCUGUUUAAUAAUUACCUGUAGUAAUAAUAGCUGACUUGCCAGACCUUUGAUCACGUCUUUAAAUACAAGUUAAUAAGUUGGACUGUAUUUUAUCAUUUUACUGUUGAAUGAGGUUGACCCUUGUGAGCAAAAAACCAAAUCUACCCCUCUUACUCUUAUUAUGGAACUGGGUUGAGGUCUCAGGUUAUUUAUGCACCUGCUGCAUAUAUGUGUUCAGUCAAGGUACGCCGAUGUGUUAAUGAGAGAAAUGUUUGUAUGUUCACUCGUCUGAUAAGCACUUUUAAGAUAAGACUGUUGGCUGUCAUCCAGUGAGGAUAGGUGUACCAAGGACCUGAAUUUGUGGGGAAUGGUGCUUUAAAUGACGGCUAGUGCACUGUCUGUAUUUAUUUGUACAUAUAUAUAUAUAUACACUAUAGAUAUUAAAUUCUGCAUUUUAAGAAAAACUGAUGAGCCUAAAACAUUCCAAAGUAGUCGUGAUGUCUUCGAUAUUGAGCCCUCAAAGAAUCAGACAGAUAAAAACUGCAUAAUUAAACUGGUUAUUAGUCCUGACCAGUUGCUCCCAAACAUUUUAAAACCAGUUCACUCCUUGACAGUGAUUUUUCUUUCAUGGCACUGCCCGGUUUCUUUCCGAGCCAGAGAGUGUGUUGUGUAAAUAUGACAAGUGGCAACAGAACAGUGAGCUGUUCUGUCAUUAGCUGCAUAUUUAACAGGGUGUUUAAAACUCUUAUUGCUUAUUUCUUCCAUUUUAAUGUUGUUGAGAACGUAUUAUGAAAAUGUAGUAAAUGUAAACUAUUUUUAUGCAGUGAGAUGGUAUUAAUAAUGUACAAUAAAAAACAGGAAAUGAGCUUAUCUUGGCACCCACUCUGGCAACCACCCUGUGCUGCUUUCUGGCUUUUACCUGGUGUAAAUGUUUGAGAUGACGUUUUAUUUUUCCUUGGGAUUUAUUCUCCUUUUAAAUAGUUGGUGUCAUGUUCUAUGAGAUAAGAUUUUAUUGUAAAUAGCAUUGUCAGUACAUGAAGUGUGUCGGAAAAAUACAAUUUAGAAGGUUUUGCACAUUUUAGGAGGAUAUUUGAGUGUAUUGUCAUUAUCAUACAUGGAAAUUGUAAUCUAAGUUUUAGCUUUUAUGCUCUUGUCUCUAGCUAUGCACUGGAUAAUCAUGUAAAUAAAACUGAUAUUAUUACAAAAA